Orbicella faveolata is the source of this 3939-nucleotide messenger RNA. Its product is annotated as nose resistant to fluoxetine protein 6-like. NCBI's taxonomy places the organism in Eukaryota, Metazoa, Cnidaria, Anthozoa, Scleractinia, Merulinidae. The record is from RefSeq and is a predicted model, not a curated record. Gene Ontology annotation, molecular function: acyltransferase activity, transferring groups other than amino-acyl groups.
AUGGUCACCCACCUAGCUGAAGGAGUGCUGUUUUUCUCUUUUGGGUCUGCCUGGUUCACGUUCUAUACAAUACAGACAGUUAAGGGGGUAUGCUUUGCCUCAAAUUGCUCUUCAACUGCAUCUCCUGGAUUACUUUCCAAAAACUACGCUCAGAUCGCACAGCACUUUGGUUUGCCAUUUCCAAAGCUUCCAAAUAUUUCUUUCGCGAACGUCGGCAAGCAGUGCAAAGAAACGGUGGAGAAGCUGAGUACUUCUAAACUUGCCUAUCCUUAUUUAGAUGCUAUUGGUAAACCUCAAAGCGGACUUUUUGUUGGGAAUCUUGGUUGGUUAGGAUCCUACAGUGAGUGCACUAAGUCUAUUGUAAAUGCUCAUUAUUGCCUGGCUUUUGUCGCAGUUCCUACCUUUAAUAUCACUGAGGCAACUCCUAUUCGUUGGGGGAUCUGUGCACCCAAACAAUGCAGUGAAGAGGAUGUAACUUAUGCUCUACAAGAUAUCUUUACAGGAUUGAAUAAAGAAUAUAAUCAAACACUGGCAAGGCUAAUCCCAGAACCAGUCGCUUUUGCAGCAAAAGAUUCCCACUCUAAACCUGUUUUCUGUAACAAGAAGUCAGAAUACACAGCAGGAGUAAUCAUGACUUUGAUACUGUGUGGUUUAAUCCUAUUCCUCUGCCUUGUUGGGACGAUUAUCGACAUUGUUGUGAACUUUAGAAAGUCACACUCCUCACCUGUGAACAAAAGUGAUGGAUUCAUGCCAAUCAGAAAUGUUUCCAUAGUAGCUGAUCACAACCAGGCCUCUCACGUCCAAAAUCCAUUGGCAAAGAGUGAUCCUGACAGUGACAAGACAAAUCUACUCCAAUCCUCCCAUGACGUGAACUUUAGUGCAAGUAUAACUUUGUCAAACUUUCACCAGGAGCCAGCUAGACCAAAUGUGGUGGUACAAUUCUUUUUGUGUUUCUCUUUAAUUCAAAACACGAGGCUCAUUAUGGAUACCAAAGUUCCUUCAACUGCCAUAACCUCCAUCAAUGGUAUGAGAGUGCUAAGCAUGUGGUGGGUCAUCCUGGGACAUACGUACUCUAUACAAACAAUGGCAACACCACUCAGUAAUUUGCUGUUAGCCUAUGACAUUAUUCACCGUUUUACAUUUCAAACUGUUGGCAAUGCAACCUUUUCAGUCGACAGUUUCUUUUUCCUAAGUGGUCUCUUAGUUGCUUAUUUGUCACUGCGUCGUAUGGAGAAGAAAAAUGGACAACUUCCGCUCUUCAAGUACUAUUUUCAUCGUUUUUGGAGGUUAACCCCAACUUACAUGUUUGUUUUGCUGUUUUUUCACACAAUGACGGGGUUUCUUGGUGAGGGCCCUUUUUGGUAUGAAGUGCAAACUGAAACACAGUGUAGUAAAUACUGGUGGACAAAUCUGCUGUAUAUCAACAAUUUUUAUCCCACUUCUUUUGCAGCAUCGUGUAUGGGUUGGGCGUGGUACCUAGCUAAUGAUAUGCAGUUCUACAUCAUUGCUCCUGCCAUCCUCUUCACAGCAUACAGAUUUCGCCUGCCAGGACUACUUGCAAUUACUGGUGUGUUGGCUGGUAUCAGUUUUAUCACAACAGCUGUCCUCUAUGCUCAUUAUGACCUCGAUGCUGUAUCUCUAGCGAAUCAGUGCAACUACUGCGACGACACUCACUAUAACAUUUUAACUGUUUCCUCUUGUAAGGUUCACACAUACUUAUUCAAUAUGGCUGGUUGGUGUGUUGCUAUCAUUCUCGCCCUGUCUACUCUGUAUGGUGAAUACAAAGUUCUGAGAAAAGACAAUCCUCAACCAUUCUCUCGUGCUGAGAAUAUCAUAUACGGGACUUUCUCGCGAUGUGCGUGGAGCUUGGCACUAGCCUGGGUGAUUUUUGCUUGUCAUCGCGGGCUCGGAGGUUUGGUAGAUAGGAUCCUGUCUGCUCGUUUCUGGAUUCCACUAAGCCGCCUGACAUACUGUGCUUAUCUUGUGCACAUUAUUGCUCUGAUAGUAUUAAGUGUAUCAUAUGAGACCGUACAAGCCUAUUCUGAUGUCCACACUGCCUUUUGUUUUGUGGGCGUGGUCGCCAUUUCAUACGCAGCAGCCUUCAUUGUGUCUGUGUGUGUGGAAUUUCCCAUGAUGCAACUGGAGAAGCUAAUUUUUAAAAGUGAUCGUUGAAUUUUGACGUCAUACAAGCCACUUUUGACUCAGUUUCUUAUUGUAUCAUAUCAUAACUUUUAGUUUAGUGGUAAGAUAAGAUACCCGUGUAACGCUCUUACUCGUAAUAGCUGGGAAAAGUGUGCUCUCUGUUCUUUACGUAAUAUAUCAAACACGAAAAACCGUGUUUGACUACAUUUUGAAACACCGAGAAGAGAGUAGAAAAUACGACGCGCAGCGGAGUAUUUUUGACGAACUUCAAGGUGUUUGGACAUGUGGUCAAACACUCUGUUGAUUGCUUGAUAUAUCUUCUCGAUCGAAACUAAACCUAAGGAGAAAACGGAGAAACAAAAUCGUAAAAAUUUAUGCUAAUUAAGAUCAGAUAUCCAAACACCGUUAUGAAUUAUUAAUGAGUUUGAGAAGUAAACUUUCACAUUUUAUCUUUACUUUAGGGUUAGGUUAGGGGUAAGGGUAUAGAAUAUAUAAAGUAAAGAAAAGCCUAGCCAUAUAGCGGCUUAAAAACGAAGGAGUGAACGAGCCUAAAGUAUAUUUUACUUCAAGUAGAAAUAACGUGUAAUAUAGUAGUUUAACAAAAGGGCCUCAGUAGAAAUCUAUGAGUGCAUGGUUAGACAUUUGCACUAGUAAAGGAGUGCAACAAGCAUCACUGUCAGGUCAAUACUUUUUCUCAUUUCCAUCAAAGACAUUUAUGUGUUAUAAGAGCUACAAGAGUUUAUCAUUAUUCUAUUUGCAGAUGACACCAAGUUGUUUAGAGCGAUAAAAAUUUUGAUGCGUUUUUAAAUGCCGUAAAUCAGAAUUGAAAGAAAUUACUUUGUGGCUCUCAACAAAGAAAUUAUCAUUGAAGUUAACCCGAAACUCGUUUCAUAGAGUUGGACAAAAAAAAAGAAAAAAAAAGUUACUGAAUAACUUGUCUGAUGAAAUCAAAGAAAUGACAAUAGAACAAGUGAACUAUACCAAAUUUUUAGGUUAAUAUAUUGAUGAUGAACUCUGAUGGAAUACGACAUAAAACAACUUAAAAAUUAAAAAAAUGUUGAAAAAAUCAAGAGAUAUCGGUAGAGCAGGCCACUACCUAUCUCUAAAGAGUGCAGUCAUUGUGAACUGUAAUACCGUGGUAUAGCGUUACUUGAUAUAUUGUAUCAUUACUUGAACCAAUUCGACACGUAUGCAAUCAGUGUUCAAUUAUUAUGACACGGUAUAUAAGUAAGCGAGAAUUAUGACAUUCCUGAAAUUCAGAUUUUUACGUCUCUGAAACUAAUGACCAUAUGAGCUCCACAAGUACAUUAUAGUUCUUUGUAUGUAUUUAUACGUCAAUGAACUUCAAUGAUGACUUACCUUUGAACUUCUACGCAAGUUACAACAAGCCCUCAGUUUUAAACGUUCCUAUUGACUAAUAGAGUACUAUAUUACGGAAAAUUCUCUAUAAGGUACAGAGGGAGCAUAAAUAUGGAAUCAUUUGCCUGAAAGUUUUUAAACUUUGUAAGAUGGCUCUUAAAAAAAAACAUAUAAACUUAUUUUUGUAUACAAAAUAAUUAGACUGAUUUUAAAUGCAGGUUUUAAAAAUGUCUUGAUUCCAAACAAAAGCUUCGUUAUGUUUAUGUUAGCCAUCACAAAAAAAUGUAAUUGAUGUAUUGUUACUUUUUUUGACUGGGACGUCUCUGAAAAGCCCGUUAGGACUUACAGAGAUCUCCAUAUAAGUAUCACAUGUAAUCAGUUAAUAUUUGUAUUGUGAUGGGCUAAAUAGAUGAAGUAAAUAAAUCAUGAAAAAGAUAA